AUGGCAAAACAUCAUUUAGAUACCUCAUUUGUUGCUCAUGAUCAUUAUCAUUUACAGAACUACAUCUUACAUCUGCAUUGGGUUCCUCCUCCUGUACAGUUCCUAAAGAUAAAUAUUGAUGCUUCAUAUAAUUCUGAAUCUUUGUUAGCUGGUAUUGGUAUUAUAAUUAGAAAUUCUGCAGGGGCCUAUGUCAUGGGAAGGGGAACAUUGAAAAGAGUUAUAAAUGUUGAGCAAGUUGAAGCCUGGGCUAUGUUAGAGGCUAUGCAAAUAGCAGCUUCAAAUGGCUGGUCUAAUGUCAUUUUUGAGACAGACAAUCUGAGUAUCAGUAACUUUUUACAGCAUCAAACUAGUCUUUGUCAGUGGCAGUGUUUACCUCUUCUUAGAAAUUGUGUUAAUAUAUGUAAUAGUUACCCUGUGUGGUCUUGUGAGUUUGUUUACAGUUCUUGUAAUAAAGUUGCAGAUGCUUUAGCAAAGGAAGCUCGAAAACAGAAUUUAUGUGGGGAGUGGUGGGGUUAUCCACCUGACUUAAUAAUUCCUUACAUAAAUCAUGAUGUAAGUAAUAUGUUUAUGUAA
Molecule: messenger RNA, 573 nt
Organism: Papaver somniferum (opium poppy)
Lineage: Eukaryota; Viridiplantae; Streptophyta; Magnoliopsida; Ranunculales; Papaveraceae
Exons: 1
Coding region: 1-573 (190 amino acids)
Molecular function (GO): RNA-DNA hybrid ribonuclease activity; nucleic acid binding
Source: RefSeq, a predicted model, not a curated record